AUGGUCAAGUCAUACUUAGCUGGCAAUGGCGCCGGCCAGGCAAUCGUAGCCGCGAACGAGGAUGUUUUGUGUUGGGACAUCAAGAAGGGCGAGCUUUUGAGCAGGUGGCGCGACGAGAGAAACACUGUGCCUGUCACCGCGAUCGCGCAGAGCAAGGUCGACCAAGAUGUGUUCGCGGUCGGAUACGAGGACGGAAGCAUUCGCUUGUGGGACAGCAAGAUCGCGACGGUUAUUGUCAACUUCAACGGACACAAGUCGGCCAUUACGACACUGGCAUUCGACAAAUCCGGUGUGCGACUGGCCAGCGGCUCCAAGGAUACCGAUGUCAUCUUCUGGGAUCUCGUGGCUGAGGUUGGCCAGUUCAAGCUGAGAGGACACAAGGACCAGGUCACGGGUUUGCAGUUCGUUGAGCCGGAAGGACAGGUUGAGGAUGAGGAGAACACGGCAAUGCUGGAUAGCGAUCCAUCCGCCGAGGGCUACCUCCUUACCACCGGCAAGGACUCGCUGAUCAAGCUUUGGGACUUGUCCUCAAGACAUUGCAUCGAAACUCACAUUGCGCAAACGAACGGCGAGUGCUGGGCUCUUGGGCUCUCUCCCGACUACAGCGGAUGCAUUACGGCCGGAAACGACGGAGAGCUCAAGGUAUGGUUUCUAGACACGACGGGACUCGCCGCACUUAAGGGACAGGUUGACGCGCCGCAAAACACAAAGUUCCUGCACGAUAGGGGGACGCUGUUCCGCCAAAACAAGGACAAGGCUAUCGAGGUGGUCUUCCACCCGCGCCGAGAUUACUUUGCAGUCCACGGCACAGAAAAGGCCGUGGAGGUGUGGCGCAUCAGAUCCGAGGCGGAAGUGAAGAAGUCUUUGGCCAGAAAGAGGAGGAGAAGACGCGAAAAGGCCGGCAAGGAGGCUAAGGAGGAGGUUGAUGGUGCGCCUGAGGGCGACGAGCAGGCUGACGACAUCUCCGCCGCAGAAGCCAGUGACUUUUUCGUUCAGUAUGUCAUCGUCCGAACGGGCGGCAAAGUGCGGUCAGUCGACUGGGCUGUCAAUAGCGGCAACAAGGAAAUUCACCUGCUGGCCGGCACGACAAACAACCAGCUCGAAUACUACAGUAUACCCACAAAAGAAGGAUCGAAGUCGAAGAAGGAAGAUGUGCCCGACUACACGCGGUCACUAGCGGUGGAGCUCCCAGGACACAGGACAGACAUUCGCGCCGUAUCGCUCAGCUCCGACGACAAGAUGCUGGCCACGGCCGCCAACGGAAGUCUCAAGAUCUGGAACAUCAAGACACAAGCAUGCAUUCGGACGUUCGAAUGCGGCUACGCCCUGUGCUGUGCGUUCCUACCCGGAGACAAGGUGGUUGUGGUGGGUACCAAGACAGGAGAGCUCGAGCUCUUCGAUGUCGCUUCCGCGAGCCUCCUCGACAGCGUUUCCGCGCACGAGGGCGCUAUUUGGUCAUUACAAGUGCACCCGGACGGCCGAUCCGUGGUAUCCGGCAGUGCCGACAAGUCGGCCAAGUUUUGGGAUUUCAAGAUUGUCCAGGAGGAGGUUCUGGGCACCACCCGCACGACACCGAAACUGAAGCUCGUCCAGUCGAGGACACUCAAGGUGUCCGACGACAUCCUAUGUGUGAGGUACUCCCCCGACGCCAAGUACAUCGCCGUGUCCCUCCUCGACAACACUGUCAAGGUCUUCUUCACCGAUAGCCUCAAGCUCUACCUCAACCUCUACGGCCACAAGCUUCCCGUACUGAGCAUGGACAUAUCGUAUGACAGCAAACUUAUCGUCACGAGUUCUGCCGACAAAAACAUUAGGAUAUGGGGACUCGACUUCGGCGACUGCCACAAGGCCCUCUUCGGCCACCAGGACUCCAUUCUGCAGGUAGCCUUCGUCCCGCACAACUCGGACGGCAACGGCCACCACUUCUUCAGCAGCUCCAAGGACCGCGUCAUCAAGUACUGGGACGGCGACAAGUUCGAGCAGAUUCAGCGCCUCGACGGCCACCACGGCGAGGUCUGGGCUAUGGCCGUCGGCCACAGCGGCAACUUCCUCGUCACCGCCGGCCACGACAAGUCCAUUCGCGUCUGGGACGAGACCGAUGAGCAGAUCUUCCUCGAGGAGGAGCGUGAGAAGGAGAUCGAGGAGCUCUACGAAAAGACCCUCACCACGUCGCUCGAGCGCGACCCGGAUGCUGAGGACCAGGACGGCGAGGUCGGUGCCGCCUCCAAGCAGACCGUCGAGACCCUCAUGGCCGGCGAGCGCAUCGCCGAGGCCCUCGAAAUCGGCAUCGCCGACCUCAAUCUCCUCAAGGAAUGGGAGGACGCCAAAAAGUCGAACCCGCAUGCGCCCGCGCCGCAGCGUAACCCCAUCUUCCUCGCCCUCGGCAACAUCACCGCAGAGGCGUACGUCAUGAGCGUACUGAGCAAGAUCCGGGCCUCGGCGCUGCACGACGCGCUCCUCGUGCUGCCCUUCUCGACGGUGCCCAUGCUCUUCACCUUCCUCAACAUCUUUGCCCAGCGCUCCGUGAAUAUCCCGUUGACGUGCCGCAUUCUUUUCUUCAUGCUCAAGACGCACCACCGCCAGAUCGUCGCCAGCCGCACCAUGCGCGGCAUGCUUGACGGCAUCCGCGCCAACCUGCGCGCGGCGCUCAAGCGCCAGAAGGACGAGAUGGGUUUCAACAUUGCCGCGCUCAAGGUCGUCGGCAUGCAGAUCCAGGAGAAGAGCGUCAAGGAUUACGUCGACGAGAACUGGGAUGAUGGCGACGAUAGCCGGGCCGUCAAGAAGCGAGCCUUUGUGCAGGUUUCGUGA
Messenger RNA from Colletotrichum spaethianum, 2808 nucleotides. Its product is annotated as putative WD repeat-containing protein. Gene Ontology annotation, cellular component: Pwp2p-containing subcomplex of 90S preribosome; small-subunit processome. NCBI's taxonomy places the organism in Eukaryota, Fungi, Ascomycota, Sordariomycetes, Glomerellales, Glomerellaceae. The coding region runs from base 1 to 2808 and encodes 935 amino acids. The record is from RefSeq and is a predicted model, not a curated record. Gene Ontology annotation, molecular function: snoRNA binding; protein binding. The transcript has 2 exons. Gene Ontology annotation, biological process: maturation of SSU-rRNA.